CCAGCGGAAGCGGAGGGGGCGGAGCGCCCUCGCAGGGUCGAGUCCCUCCACGGAAACGGCCCCCGGCCCCUUCCGGCAACAUCCCCCGCCGGCCCGCCCUCCGACCCGGAACACUUUCUUCUUGGCGCGGGGGCCGGCGGGCCGCGGCUUCCGGCGCCGGGGCCUGAGGAGGCGCCAUGGGCUCCUCGAAGAAGCACCGCGGGGAGAAGGAGGGAGGGGGGGCGGCGGCGGCCCCGGCCCCGGCCGAGCAGCCCCCGCGCCACCGGGAGCACAAGAAGCACAAGCACCGCAGCGGCGGGGGCGGCGGAGGCGGCGGGAGCGGCGGGAGCGGGAGCGGCGGGGGCGAGCGCAGGAAGCGGAGCCGGGAGCGCGCGGCGGAGCGCGGGAGCGGCCGCCGGGGGGGCGAGGCGGAGGCGCGGAACGGGAGCGCGCACGGGCGCGAGCGGAGCCAGCCCGACGGCGCCGAGCGCAGGGCCAAGAGGGACAAGCGCGAUGACGGCCACGACACCGCUUCCGGCUCCAAGGCCGGUUCCGGAGACGCCUCCUCUCUCAGCAUCGAAGAGACCAAUAAACUCCGGGCGAAGCUGGGGUUGAAGCCCUUGGAGGUCAAUACCGCCAAGAAAGAGGCCGGCACCAAGGAGGAGCCCGUGUCGGCCGACGUCAUCAACCCCAUGGCCCUGCGGCAGCGCGAGGAGCUGCGCGAGAAGCUGGCCGCGGCCAAGGAGAAGCGGCUGCUCAACCAGAAGCUGGGGAAGGUGAAGACGCUGGGCGAGGACGACCCCUGGCUGGACGACACGGCCGCCUGGAUCGAGAGGAGCCGCCAGCUGCAGAAGGAGAAGGAUCUGGCCGAGAAGAGGGCCAAACUGUUGGAGGAGAUGGACCAGGAGUUUGGCGUCAGCAGCCUCGUGGAGGAAGAGUUCGGGCAGAGGCGGAAGGACCUGUACAGCUCCCGGGACCUGAAGGGCCUCACCGUGGAACACACCAUCGACUCCUUCCGGGAAGGGGAGACCCUGAUCCUCACCCUCAAAGACAAAGGCGUGCUCCAGGAGGAGGAGGACGUGCUGGUCAACGUGAACCUGGUGGACAAGGAGAGGGCGGAGAAGAACGUCGAGCUGCGCAAGAAGAAGCCCGACUACCGGCCCUACGCCGAGGAGGAGAGCGUGGAUGACAUGGUCCUGCAGAAGCCCCGCUCCAUCUUGGCCAAGUACGACGAAGAGCUGGAGGGGGAGCGGCCGCAGUCGUUCCGGCUGGACCAGGCCGGGGCGGCCGACGGGGCCUGGGAGCGCGAGCUGGACCAGAUCCGCGCCAACCUCCGCCAGCAGGCCCAGUCCCUCAACGACGCGGGGCCCCGCCUGGCCUCCGAGUACCUCACCCCGCAGGAGAUGGUGACGUUCAAAAAGACGAAGCGGCGCGUGAAGAAGAUCCGCAAGAAGGAAAAGGAGGUGGUGGUGCGAGCCGAUGAUCUCCUGCCCCUCGGCAACGAGUCCAGCGAGGGGGACUUUGGCUCCAGGCUGCGGGGGCGGGGGCGGCGCCGGGUGCCCGAGGCGGAGGCGGAAGAGGAGGAGGCGGAGGACGGAGGCGACGGAGCCCCCGCCGCGCCCCCGCAGUCGGACGACAACCGCCUGGAGAACAUGGACAUCAGCGACGACGACGAGGAGGACGGGGCCCGGGGCCCGGAGGCGGGCGGGGCCCUGGAGGAGGACGAGGUGGAGCUGGAGCUGCAGAAGCAGCUGGAGAAGGGCCGCAGGCUGAGGCAGUUGCAGCAGCUCAAGGACAGCGGCGAGAAGGUGAUCGAGAUCGUGAAGAAGCUGGAGACGCGGCGGAGCCGGGCGGAGGACGACGAGGACGAGGAGCGGAAGGGCGCCAUCGUCUUCAACGCCACCUCCGAGUUCUGCCGCACGCUGGGGGAGAUCCCCACCUACGGCCUGGCCGGAAACCGCGAGGACCAAGAGGAGCUCAUGGACUUCGAGAGGGACGAGGAGCGGUCGGCCAACGGCGGCUCGGACUCCGACGGGGAGGAGAACAUCGGCUGGAGCACCGUCAACCUGGACGAGGAGAAGCAGCACCAGGACUUCUCCGCUUCCUCCACCACCAUCCUGGACGAGGAGCCCAUCGUGAACCGGGGCCUGGCGGCCGCCCUGCUGCUCUGUCAGAACAAAGGCCUGCUGGAGACCACGGUGCAGAAGGUGGCGCGGGUGAAGGCUCCCAACAAGUCCCUCCCGUCGGCCGUCUACUGCAUCGAGGACAAGAUGGCCAUCGACGACAAGUACAGCCGGCGGGAGGAAUACCGCGGCUUCACGCAGGACUUCAAGGAGAAGGACGGCUACAAGCCGGACGUCAAGAUCGAGUACGUGGACGAGACCGGCCGCAAGCUCACCCCCAAGGAGGCCUUCCGGCAGCUGUCCCACCGCUUCCACGGGAAGGGCUCGGGCAAGAUGAAGACGGAGCGGCGGAUGAAGAAGCUGGACGAGGAGGCGCUCCUGAAGAAGAUGAGCUCCAGCGACACCCCGCUGGGCACCGUGGCCCUGCUGCAGGAGAAGCAGAAAGCCCAGAAGACGCCCUACAUCGUGCUGAGCGGCAGCGGCAAGAGCAUGAACGCAAACACCAUCACCAAGUGAGGCUGCCGGCUGCCCUCCGUCCACCUCCUACGCCCCCUUUAAUAUUAAAUAAACCUCCCCCUUAUUUUUUUUUUCCUC
This is a messenger RNA of Ornithorhynchus anatinus (platypus), 2696 nucleotides long. It is a transcript of the gene SART1, whose product is annotated as spliceosome associated factor 1, recruiter of U4/U6.U5 tri-snRNP. The record is from RefSeq and is a predicted model, not a curated record. Gene Ontology annotation, biological process: mRNA cis splicing, via spliceosome; maturation of 5S rRNA. NCBI's taxonomy places the organism in Eukaryota, Metazoa, Chordata, Mammalia, Monotremata, Ornithorhynchidae. The coding region runs from base 177 to 2618 and encodes 813 amino acids. Gene Ontology annotation, cellular component: U4/U6 x U5 tri-snRNP complex. The transcript has 20 exons.